AUGGAGAAAAGACACGAGAAACAAAUCCACAUCCUCAUCCUAUCAUCCUGGCGCUCUGGCUCUUCUUUCCUUGGCCAGAUAUUAAAUCAUCACCCCAGUGUUUUCUAUGUCUAUGAGCCAGCAAGGAUGGUUUGGGUUAAAUUUCCCCGCGAAAAAGCAAGUCUUCUCCACUACCCUGUACGAGAUCUCCUACACUCUCUGUUUAACUGUGAUAUGUCUCCUCUGCAUGACUACCUUCCCCGAAAUGGGCGUUACAUAACCGAUCUUCACUUUUGGUCAGAAAGUCGGGCUUUAUGUUCACCACCAGCCUGUGAAUCCUUUGCCAUGGAUACAGAGUAUGACCGGCCUUCGUGCUUCCAACGGUGUGGUCAUGCCCCCUUGGAAAAGAUGACCCAAGCCUGUAAAGUCCACAAACACGUUGUACUAAAAACAGUUCGAGUAUUUGACCUUGGUGUUCUUCUUCCACUCCUCCAGGAUACCAAGCUAGACCUUAGGAUUGUCCACCUCGUAAGAGACCCUCGAGCUGUGGCUUUUUCACGGCUGAGCUUUCCUCUCAAGGAUGAAGAUCUCAUAGUGGUCAGAGACACAGAAAACUGGGAAAACAAACAGGGUGCUCCCAACGUCACCAAUGUUAUGGCCAAUAUCUGUAGGGCUCAAGUUGCAAUUAACGAGUUCAGCAAAAAAGUGGACAUAUCUUUGCCAGGAUUUUAUAUGUUGGUACGGCAUGAAGAUCUGGCAAGAAAACCCUUGUCAACGGUUGAGAAGAUUUACAACUUUGCGGGUCUCAGCCUCACUGAAAAUCUUAAGGAUUGGUUAUACAAUGUCACUCACCAACGCCGACCAACACAAACUAGAUUCAUGAGCUUUGCUGAGAACUCCAAACAGGUCAUUCAAAAAUGGAGAGAUGGUCUCGACCACAGACUAGUGCAGGAAAUUCAAGAACAAUGUGAGAAGGCCAUGGAAGUUUUUGGAUACAUACCAGUCAGGACUAUGAAAGAGCAGCGUGAUCUAAAAUUCAAUGUAAUGACAGAUGUAAAAGACAAUCAAUAG
This is a messenger RNA of Staurois parvus, 1050 nucleotides long. The record is from the annotation of a GenBank genome assembly. NCBI's taxonomy places the organism in Eukaryota, Metazoa, Chordata, Amphibia, Anura, Ranidae.